AGCAGCUGAAUACUGAGCCCGCUGAGGCUGAACUAAAAAAAAGGGAUCUGCAGACCAACGCAACUUUCCUGUUAAUCAUCCACUCCGCGACGGUCUUUAAGGGUAGAUUAGAACCGUGGCGAUCUCUCUGUGAUGCACUAGUCGUCCGGGAGCUGUCUUCGAGCGGACACAAUGGAAGACGGCGUGUCCGAGUCGCUGAAAGAGCGUGUUUACUACGCAGCACGCGACGGCCUCGCCAUAACCCUGUUUGCCCUUCUCGCCGACACAAGCAACCCCGAAAAGCUUCUAGCCGAGUACAUGGAAGAAGAUGGUCAGAGCUGCACUCCAUUAAUCAUUGCCUCACGCCAUGGCCACGACAAGGUGGUCAAAAUCAUCCUCGGCAACUUCAAAACUGUGGACAUUGAGCAGGAGGGAGUCGUCAAAUUUGACGGCUACAUGAUCGAAGGGGCCAGCGCUCUGUGGUGUGCGGCAGGUGCUGGUCACCUGACUGUUGUCAAAACGCUGGUAAAUUUUGGCGCCAAUGUGAACCACUUGACAAAAACCAACUCCACCCCUUUGCGAGCCGCAUGCUUUGAUGGCCGGCUGGACAUUGUCAAGUACCUCACUGAGCACAACGCGGAUAUCAACAUCGCCAACAAGUAUAACAACACAUGUCUGAUGAUUGCAGCAUACAAGGGCCACAUCGACAUCGUCUCGUUCCUUCUCGAGCGCGGCGCCAACCCCAACGAGAAGGCGCACUGCGGCGCCACGGCACUGCACUUUUCUGCCGAGUGUGGCCACACUUCCAUUGUCAAGGAGCUGCUUGACUACGGGUGUAAAAUUACCAGGAACGAGAGCGGUAUGACGCCACUCACAGUUGCUUCUGAAAGAACAAGGGCUGAGGUUGUGGAGUAUCUCAUAUGUAGACCAGAGGUGAUCCGAGAGGAGAAAAUUGACGCCAUUGAAUUGCUAGGUGCCUCCUUUGCCAAUGAUAAGGACAAUUACGACUUGGAAAAAACAUAUCACUACCUCCGGAGGUCAAUGGUGAUGCGCCAUGAAGACCCUCCACUUCCGAAACCUCACUGCGAGCCAAUCCCUGCCUACGACUCGUGGGUCGAGUGCGCCACCUUGGAGGAGUUGGACGCCAUCCAGCACUUGUCCAAUUCACUGCACAUGGAAAGUCUGACCAUCAGGGAGCGCAUUCUUGGCCCAAACAACCCUGAAGUUCCUCACCCAGUCAUAUACAGAGGGGCAGUGUUUGCUGACAAUGCGCGCUUUGAUCGUUGCAUCGACCUCUGGCUGCACGCCCUCAAACUCCGGCAGAACAACAAGGUUUCUGUAGUUAAAGACCUGCUUAGAUUUGCUCAGGUGUUUUCUCAAAUGAUUCAUGUUGGAGUGGAUCUGAGUUUUGACUACUUGGAAACUGUCUUGGCUGCCACAGUUGUGGAAGUGGAAAGAAAUAAGGAUAAAAUUGCCAAUCCUGGUCCCAAAGAUGAUGUCGAACUUAUCAAGGAAGAGCAAGAAAGUAAUUUAAUGACGGCUCUUUAUCUCCUUGUGUUGGUUACACAACUGGGAAAAAGUAUUGAUCCUGAGCGUCUGCACCAAACCAAGAAACUUGUUUUCCAACUAAACAAGCUCAAAGUCACACUUCGAGAUGGUCAAACUUUGCUUCACUUGUCCGUUAGUGCUGAAACUCCAGUCGACGAUUUCCAUACCAACGACGUUUGCAAAUUUCCCAAUGCUGACACAGCAGCUAUGCUCAUCGAGUGCGGUGCAGAUGUUAAUCAAAUGGAUAAUGCAAGAAACACUCCUUUGCAUCUUAUAGUUAGCUACCAAAAGCCAAUAAGUGAUUUUUUGACGUUGCAUUCAAUCAUUGUUGGUUUGACUGAAGCAGGAGCUCACCAAGAUACAGUCAACGAAAAAGGGGAAACUCCCUUUGAUGCUGCAACAACAGGUGUUGCUGAAAUUAUCUUGCGAGCCCAGAGCAAAAUGAGUUUGAAGUGCAUAGCGGCCAAAGCAGUUAAGGCUUAUAACAUAGAUUAUAUGGGCAGAGUGCCUAAGUGUCUAGAAGGUUUCAUUGAGCUGCAUGGGCCAGUGUUGCGAAGUGAGGCCAGACCCAGCCGGCAAGGGGCAAGCACUCAAAGGUUUGCCAACCAACAGAGAGAACAAGAAAACAAUGCUGCUGGGAUGCAGGCCAUCUGAUGACCAGUGUUGAAGUGCUGAAGGAAAUUUUAGCUUUACUCAAUUUGUAAUUAAAAAAUGCAUUGUGUACCUGCCCUCGUUACUCCCAAGGCAGAGUUGUUGUCUUAAGUUAAGUUUAAAAAUAUCAAAAUUUUAUUUUAGGAGUGAUUUCUUGGAAGCUGAUUUUUUUUGUAAAUCACAUGGACAAUAACCGCCAUCCUGCAAUCUCUGAUUAGGUUGUGUUGCUCUCAAACUUAAUGCGCUUGGUCUGUCUUGUCUCUUCUGUGUUCUUUUGCAUAAGGGAUCUCUAAUUAUUGUAAUUUUUCUUGAAAGACUUUGCUGAUGGGUCAACACUUAAGAUGCAAUUUUCUGUUGUUUAAAAACAAAAAUUUAAGGCCCAAAGGCACAACUAAUUGGUGUAAUUCAAUCGUUUUCACAGGUGAAAAUCAUUGGGUGCUUCUUUGAAUCGAUAUUAUUUGGAUGUUCUAUGUUGUAAAACUAGAAAUAAUAUUAUUUAAAUAUUGUAACAUGAACUGGUCAACUCGUCAUACAGAAAAAUAUACAUUUGAACAUUUUUUUUUAUAUAAAUUGAAUAAAUUAUCUUCAUAUUUAAAUACAAAUCCUCUCAG
This is a messenger RNA of Neocloeon triangulifer, 2789 nucleotides long. It is a transcript of the gene Fem-1, whose product is annotated as protein fem-1 homolog B. The record is from RefSeq and is a predicted model, not a curated record. Gene Ontology annotation, molecular function: protein binding. The coding region runs from base 172 to 2181 and encodes 669 amino acids. Lineage: Eukaryota; Metazoa; Arthropoda; Insecta; Ephemeroptera; Baetidae. The transcript is spliced from 9 exons.